UGAGCUAAUUUCAUCAAACUUCUACUUGAGAAAUAUCAUUCAUAUCCAAACUAGCUGCUCUAAUGGCUUCAAAAGGUGCGCAUGAUGAAGACAACCUAAGUCUCUCCCUUCGCAUAGAGAAUGCUUGGGCAGACACUUAUCAGUUCUACCUGUUUGAAAAUUUUUGGUGUCCAUCAAUUCAUUUUCAAGCAGUAAACAGUUUUAAGAAAGAGUUUCAAGCAAAAGACAGUGACAUUGUUGUUGCUAGCUUUCCCAAAUCAGGUACCAUUUGGUUAAAAGCCCUUACUUUUGCUAUUGUCAAUCGCCAAAGGUUCUCUUCCUUGGAAGACCAUCCAUUACUGAGUUCCAACCCUCAUGAACUUGUGCCUUUUUUUGAGUUUAUCUUUGGUGCUGAUGAUAUUCAUGGCCAAAUUCUUCAUCUUUCCAACAUGGCCGAGCCCAGGAUUUUUGGUACUCACACCCCAUUUCCCUCGUUACCCGAAUCAAUCAAAGAGUCUAACUGCAAGAUAGUCUACAUUUGCAGAAACCCUUUUGACAACUUUGUUUCUGCAUGGAAUUACUUUAAUAAAAUCAAGCCAACGAUUGUGUCUGAAUUAACAUUGGAGGAAGCUUUUGAAUUGUACUGUAAUGGGGUAAUGGAAUAUGGUCCAUGGUGGAGUCACAUGUUAGGUUACUGGGAAGAGAGCAUAGCAAAACCAGACAAAGUUUUGUUCUUGAAGUAUGAUGAUCUUAAAGAAGAUAUCAACUUUCAUGUCAAAAGUGUUGCAAAGUUCUUGGGUUGUCCUUUUACUGAGGAAGAGGAGAACAAUGGAGUUGUUGAAAGCAUAAUCAAACUGUGUAGCUUUGAGAAGAUGAAAGAUUUGGAAGUGAAUAAGUCUGGAAUGUAUGGCAGGGGAGGCAUCGAGAAGAAGAACUUCUUCCGUAAGGGAGAGAAUGGAGAUUGGGUGAAUUACUUUUCUCCUUCCAUGACAGAAAAAUUAUCCAAAAUCGUUGAAGAGAAAUUAAGUGGAUCGGGUUUGUCGUUUAAGAUGUGUUCUUAACUUCAUCAUCUCAUGUUGUUGUUCUAGUGUCUGGUUUUGUUGAUGUGUAAUAAGUGGCUACACUAGGGUCAAUAGUGUAGUUGUAAUGUGUGGUGAAUGUUCGUGUCACUUUUUCCUUUCGUUGAAUAAGAUGUCCUAUGUUGUAAAGACAAAGUUAACUACCUUAAUUUGUUUCCUUCUAGGAUGAGUUCUGUGAUGAUUCAUGUAGCUUUUGCUGAAUUAAAUGAUCAAUUUGCUUUUUAA
Vigna unguiculata (cowpea) is the source of this 1283-nucleotide messenger RNA. RefSeq names its product cytosolic sulfotransferase 15 pseudogene. NCBI's taxonomy places the organism in Eukaryota, Viridiplantae, Streptophyta, Magnoliopsida, Fabales, Fabaceae. The record is from RefSeq and is a predicted model, not a curated record.